AUGACAACAAAAAUAGUUGAAGAAGGAUAUUGGUUUUCAAAAAUCCCUUCAAAAAGAUGGGCUGAAAAAUUCUUUUUAUUCUACAGUCCAGUUUGGAUCACCGUAUUUUCAUUAAUCGUUGCAACUGGUGCUUAUAAAAGUUUUUAUGAUGUUGAAUUUUUUAUUUUAGGUCUUGUUGUUUCAUUGCCAUGUGUGAUUUAUCCAUUAUUAUUCCCAUGUGCAGCAGAUAAAGGUAAACCAAUUUUAGAGAGAUAUUGGGUUAAAGCAAAUAUUUGGAUUGCAUUAUUUGGAUUUGUUGGAAAUUAUUUUUGGACACAUUACUUUUUCGUUUUAUUACAAGCAACUUAUAGAUUUCCAGUUGAAUUCAAAUUGAAUGAGGUACCAGUAAUGCUUUAUUUUGUAACUCAUGCAUAUUUCAUUAGUUAUCAUGCUGCAACUACACCAAUUUUACGUCGUUAUUGGACUGCAUUUGGUGGUCGUGAUAAUCGUACCUUUUUAAAGACUGUUGGUUCAAUUUUGAUCGUUUGUGCUAUGGCUUAUUUCACUGCUUUCAUGGAAGCAUGGACUAUUAGUUCUGUACCAUACUAUCAUAUUGAAGAUCGUACUAAAAUGUAUACAAUCGGUUCAACUUUUUACAUGUUAUACUUUGUAAUCUCUUUCCCAAUGUUUGCCCGUAUUGAUGAGACUGGUCCAAAACAUAAUGAAAAAUGGAAUAUUUCACGUGCUGCUUUAGAAGGUUUAGGUAGUGCUAUGAUCGUUUUCAUUUUAUGUGAUUUUUGGAGACUUGCAAUUGGUUCAUUAAAUGGUGAACAAGUUGGUCAAGUUUUUAUUGGUAAAAGUGGUGUUUAA
Molecule: messenger RNA, 849 nt
Organism: Dictyostelium discoideum AX4
Lineage: Eukaryota; Evosea; Eumycetozoa; Dictyosteliales; Dictyosteliaceae
Exons: 2
Coding region: 1-849 (282 amino acids)
Molecular function (GO): cycloeucalenol cycloisomerase activity
Source: RefSeq, a predicted model, not a curated record